This is a messenger RNA of Closterium sp. Yama58-4, 981 nucleotides long. The record is from the annotation of a GenBank genome assembly. Lineage: Eukaryota; Viridiplantae; Streptophyta; Zygnematophyceae; Desmidiales; Closteriaceae.
AUGAUACUUUGUAUUGUACCAUUGCACUUUUUUAAUGAGCUGUUUUCAGCCCAGUCAGCGUGUCACGUGAAUGUGCGUGUGUCUUCACAUAACAAUCCCACCCGCCUGUUGCCUCUCCCUCCCACCCACCCACCUCGUCAUAGCAUCCACCUCCACCCCACCAUCCUUUCUUUCCCACCGCGCCGUCCUCUCUCCCUCCCACCCACCCUCGCCUCCCACCCGCCCUCGCCUCUCCUUCCUACCCGCCGUCGCCGCUCCCUCCUCCCGCCGUCGCCGCUCCCUCCCACCCCGCCGUCGCCUCUCCCUCCGCCGUCGCCUCUCCCUCCGCCGUCGCCUCUCCCUCCGCCGUCGCCUCUCCCUCCGCCGUCGCCUCUCCCUCCGCCGUCGCCUCGCCGUCCCCAUCGUCGCCUCCCUCCCCAUCCCGUCGCCUCCGCUCCUUCCCAUCCCGUCGCCUCCGCUCCCUCCCAUCCCGUCGCCUCCGCUCCCUCCCAUCCCGUCGCCUCCGCUCCCUCCCAUCCUUUCGCCUCCGCUCCUUCCCAUCCCGUCGCCUCCGCUCCCUCCCAUCCCGCCGUCGUCCCCUCCCACCCCGCCUUUGCCUCUCUCACCUACCCCGCCGUCGCCACUCCUUACCCUCCCGCCGCCGUCUCUCCCUCCCAUCCCGCCACCGUCUCUCCCUCCCAUCCCGCCGCCGUCUCUCCCUCCCAUCCCGCCGCCGUCUCUCCCUCCCAUCCCGCCGUCGCCACUCCCUCCCAUCCCGCCACCACCUCUCCCUCUCAUCCCGCCGCCGUCUCUCCCUCCCAUCCUGCUUCGCCACUCUCUCUCAUCCCGCCGUCGCCACUCCCUCCCAUCCUGCCGCCGUCUCUCCCUUCCAUUCCGCCGCUCCUUGCCCUCAUCCCCGCCGCGCCACUCCCUCCCGUCCCGCCGUGGGGAGGUUUGAGAGCAUGGAUAAGGAUGGUGCGCGAACGAGAGCUGGUGCGCUAG